Molecule: messenger RNA, 2125 nt
Organism: Amaranthus tricolor (Joseph's coat)
Lineage: Eukaryota; Viridiplantae; Streptophyta; Magnoliopsida; Caryophyllales; Amaranthaceae
Product: aldehyde oxidase GLOX1-like
Exons: 2
Coding region: 103-2106 (667 amino acids)
Source: RefSeq, a predicted model, not a curated record
GGGAAAAUAAACAAGAGAAACAAAUAAGUUUUUCUUGUGUUUUUCCCUUAUAAAUUAGGAGCAAAUAAAAAAUAAACAAUAAUAACAAUAUAUAAAAUUAAAAUGUAUACAUAUUCUUCAUUAAAAAAGACUUUUGUCAUUUUUUCUUAUCUUUUUAUUUCUACGUCUGCUAACUUAUUCUGGGGAUUACCCGGUCUAGGAGGUCAUCAUAUACAACGUCAAUUUCCUCAUAAUCCUAUACAACCUCAAUUUCCUCAAAAUCCUAUACAACCCCAUAAUCCUUUCCGACCCCAUAAUCCUUUCCAAUAUGGGCGUGGCGGGGGCGGAGGUGGUGGCGGUGGUAAUGGUGGUGUUGGUGGAGGAAUUGGAGUAGGAUUUUUACCUCCUCUUCCUAGAAUAGGUGACUUUAUUCCAGGUUUUGGGUUCUCACCUAAUCCCCAACUACCCAAAAUCGGACCAGGUAUACCCGUAAAGUUACCGGAAGUACCAAAAGAUGUGCCUAAAUUGUUGCCAUUAGUAGGAGGAAUAUUAGAGACAAAAUAUUUGGGAAAAUGGGAAUUUAGUCUUGAGGAUGCAGGAGUAUCAGCCAUGCAUUUGCAGUUAAUGCCUAAUGAUAGAUUUGUAAUGUUUGAUGCAACUUCAUUAGGUAAAUCAGCUGUUGAGUUGCCUCCUGAUCGUUGUCGUGUUGUUCUUAAUAAGCCUGCUGGUACGUUGGAUUGUUAUGCUCAUGCUGUUGAAUAUGAUAUUGCAACCAACAAAAUUAGAACUCUCAAGGUGCUCACAAACCCAUGGUGCUCAAGUGGAGGACUAGCACCAGAUGGUACAUUAAUAAACACAGGAGGAUGGGAAGAAGGAGCCAACAUCAUUCGAUACUACCAAUCAUGCGACACAUGUGAUUGGAGGGAAUCAAACCUAAAAUUAUCAGAUGUCAGAUGGUAUGCUACUCAAACAAUGCUGCCUGAUGGAUCUUACGUCCUGUUUGGAGGACGCCGUGCUUUUAACUACGAAUUUAUUGCCCCUGAAGGCAAACCUUCCCCUGGAAAAAUAGACUUCCCUUUCCUUUUUGACACAACUGAUAUUCAUGAAAACAAUCUCUACCCCUUCAUUCAUCUUGCACCUGAUGGAAAUCUCUUCAUUUUCGCGAAUUUCAAGUCCGUUUUAUUUGAUGUACGAAUCAAUAAAAUCAUUCGGGUUUACCCUGAUUUGCCUGGUGGUGCUCGAAACUACCCUGGCUCGGGUAGCUCUGUAAUCCUACCAAUUGAUUUACAAAAUGAUGGGAAUAAUCUUGAUAUUGAAGUUAUUAUUUGUGGGGGUGGACAACCUUUAGCGUUUGGUAAGGCCGAGAAGGAAGGGAUUUUCCUUCCGGCCUUAGACACUUGUGGGCGGAUCAAGGUUCUUGACCCGAACCCUAAAUGGGAAAUCGAAACGAUGCCAUCUCCUCGUGUUAUGAGUGAUAUGUUGAACUUACCUAAUGGGGAUGUGAUCAUUCUUAAUGGUGCUAAAAAGGGUGCUUCCGGUUGGCGAUUUGCUGAUGAGCCGGUUUUUACACCCUUUUUGUAUAGCCCUUAUAAGGCUAAUGGGAAACGGUUCAAAGUCUUGGCUGCAACGACAAUUCCUCGAAUGUAUCAUUCAUCAGCCGCGAUUCUCCCUGAUGCACGAGUUUUCGUUGCAGGAAGUAAUACCAAUCCGGGAUACCUAUUCAAGAAUGUGAAAUUCCCAACUGAACUUUCCUUAGAGAAAUUUAGUCCUCCUUACCUUGAUCCGGAACUCCAAAAGUAUAGGCCUAAAUUUACAUUGCAAAACAAAGGGUUAAAGUAUGGACAAAAGGUUGGUUUUUCAAUGAACAUAGGUCUUCCUGGAAUAGCCCAACAAAAAGAUGUUACGGUAACAAUAUACCCACCACCUUUUACCACACAUGGUUACUCCAUGAGCCAAAGGCUUGUAGUCUUGAAAAUUACGAGUUUUUUGGUCCAAGACGGGGGCAACUAUCAAGUCCAAGUCGAUGCUCCUACUAAAGGCGAGAUUGCUCCUCCUGGUUACUACCUUAUGUUUGUUAAUUAUCGUGGUGUUCCUAGCAUUGCUUCGUGGAUUACAUUGCAAAAAUAGAUUACACGGUUUUGAAAAA